Molecule: messenger RNA, 851 nt
Organism: Ochotona curzoniae (black-lipped pika)
Lineage: Eukaryota; Metazoa; Chordata; Mammalia; Lagomorpha; Ochotonidae
Gene: TEX38
Product: testis expressed 38
Exons: 2
Coding region: 54-749 (231 amino acids)
Source: RefSeq, a predicted model, not a curated record
AGGGAACAAUGGGGCCUGGCUAUUCUGGGGACUCCAAUUGGAUGGACAGAUGAAUGAAUGAGUUCUCUCUCCUCAGAGCCAUCUACAGGGUACUGAGGUUCAACCUUAUGGAUUUCCAAGAGGAUGGCCCGAGCCUCUCUGGUGUGUGGAUCUCACUGUACUUUGGAUUCCUGGGACUGUGUUCUGUGGCAGUCGGCAGCUGCAUUCUCUUUCUGCAUUGGAAGAAGAAUUUGAGGCGGGAAGAGCGUGCCCAGCAGUGGUUGGAGGUGAUGCGAGCCGCCACAUUCACCUACAGCCCUUUGUUGUACUGGAUUAACAAACGCCGACACUAUGGCAUGAACGCAGCCAUCAACACUGGACCUCCUCCUGUUGUUGGCAACACUGAGGCUGGUGUUCAGAAUCCAGAUCCUCUGUGGGAGGUGAAUGUCUCUGAAGGAAGGGGCAAUGCUGCCCAAAGCAGUAGCUCCAAGGUGGAGGCACCUGGUCCCCUGCAGCCAACACUAGUGGUUCCACAGCAGUCCAUACCUUCACCAGUACCGCGACCCCAGGCAAGCUCAUCUGUUCCAAUUCCCAUCUUUCAGGAGAUUCCCUUUGCCUUAUCACUCUGCAAUCUUCCUCCCAUGGUGAACCACUCUGUCUCCUACCCCUUGGCCAGCUGCCCAGAGAUAAAUGAACGCUUCCAUUCCCUCCCCACACUAGCCCAUGGAGACCACCGCUUUAAUGCCAAGUCUUUUGCUUCAGAAUUGUAGCCUCCUCUUAUGGAAGGUGGGAGCUGCAGUUAUAAUAGGCAAUGGAGACAAUGGAUACAAAAGGCCAGGGUUCACCUGUGAAAGACUGAAAUAAAUGUUCAA